Messenger RNA from Anopheles maculipalpis, 1068 nucleotides. It is a transcript of the gene Scamp, whose product is annotated as secretory carrier-associated membrane protein 5. Bases 1 to 1068 code for a protein of 355 amino acids. Gene Ontology annotation, cellular component: recycling endosome membrane; trans-Golgi network membrane. The transcript has 6 exons. NCBI's taxonomy places the organism in Eukaryota, Metazoa, Arthropoda, Insecta, Diptera, Culicidae. The record is from RefSeq and is a predicted model, not a curated record. Gene Ontology annotation, biological process: protein transport.
AUGGCAGGAUUGAACGACAAUCCGUUCGGUGAGCCGGAGAUCGACAAUCCGUUUGCGGAUCCUUCAAUACAGCAGAUUACCCGAAACACUACGAGCUUGCAACAGACCUUAGACGACUACCGACCGUUCGACAAUGAUCGGAAUGUGCUGGGCAAUGGUAGUGGUGGGACCAGCCAACCGGCUACACUACAUCCGUCCACACAGUCCCCACCAGUGUACAACCAAAGUGGAGCCCAGUUUCAAACCAACAGCAAUGGGGCAAUGUCCGCGAGCGGCAGCAAACCGGACGGUAUGACACAAAUCUCGACCGCCGAGCUUGAGAAUCUUCGGCGUGCCCAGGAGGAGUUGGAGCGCAAAACGCGCGAACUGGAACGCCGGGAAGCAAAUAUGAUGCGUAGCACGAACGGACAGCCGAACAAUUGGCCACCGUUGCCAUCCUUCUGCCCGAUGCAACCAUGCUUCUACCACGACAUCAGCCUAGAUAUUCCGUCCGAGUUCCAGAAGACGGUUACCCGACUCUACAAGCUGUGGAUGUUUUACGCGCUCGUAAUGGUGGUAAACAUUCUCGGCGGACUGGUAAUACUGAUCCAUUCGGGCGAGUUUCGUACGUUCGGGUUAGGCAUCUUCUAUGCGGUACUGUUUACGCCGGCAUCGUUCCUGUGCUGGUAUCGUCCAGCGUACAAGGCCUUCAAGACGGACUCGAGCUUCAACUUUAUGAUGUUCUUCUUCAUCUUCUCCUUCCAAGCGCUCGUGACCACCAUACAAACGAUCGGGUUUCCCGGUUCGGGUACGUGCGGCGUUAUCACGGCGAUUGGCCAGUUUAGCUCGGGCUGGGGCGUUGUGGUGGGCUUGUUUCUGAUGUGUAUAGCGCUGGCGUAUGGUGUCUGUGCUGCUGGCAACAUUUUUAUGCUCACCAAGAUACAUCAAAUCUAUCGUUCCGGUGACAAAAUUACGAUGGGCAAAGCGCGCGAAGAGUUCCAGAGCCAGUUUAUGAGCAACUCGAUCGUCCGGGAUGCGGCAGCCGGUGCGGCCCGUGCCUCCGUUCAGAGCACCUUAAACAGGUACUAG